UGUAUCUUCGCUGUUUGUUCCGAGUUGUUGACGACAGUAAUGAUUAUAAAAAUUUAAAAUAAAAUGGAUGUAAUUCUGUUUUUCUUUUACCGAACUUUAUUUGAAGUUAAUAAACCUAUUCUUUAAGGGUUGAAACAAAAUUUUUUGUUGUAAAGUAACUUUCAUUUAUUAGUUUAGUUUCAACCAGUGAUGGAUUUCUGGUGGAUCAUCUCUGUGGACCUGGUAAAUGCUUAGGGCCGCAUAGCUGAACAGUGACGCUGUAUUUUAAAUAUGGCAACAAAACGACCUGCCCCAGAUGAUGGAUCAUCUAAAAAUUCUUCUAAUAAGCGAGUUCAUUUUGAACCCUGUAGAAUUGGCCCUGUCUCUACACAGGAAGAGAUGGAUAUGAAAGUUCUUCAGUUUCAAAAUAAAAAGCUUGCUGAGCGACUUGAACAGCGUCAAAGACAGGAAGCAGAUUUAAGGCAACGAAUAGAACAACUAGAGAAACGCCAAACUAGUGAUGAAGCUGUAUUGUGUGUUGUUAAUAGAUAUUGGAAUCAGCUUAAUGAAGAUCUUCGAAUAUUACUGCAGAGGUUUGAUGCUGAAACUUCAGAUGAAUAUGAAAAUAGAAAUGAAAAUGAGGCAACUACAUCAUUUCUUGCAAUGCUUGGGCAGUGGGACAGAGAUGAGCUAGAAGAAAAAUUAGCUCAACGAGUUCAGGUGUCAACUAGAGCUGUUGCUAAAGUAUUGCAAGCUUUUGAUAGAAUUGUUCAGAGAAACCAAAAAAUUAUGCUUGCUGUUAAGGGAGAUCCAUCAUCUGAAGAAGAGAUACCCAGUCUGGAUGAUGCUGUUCGUCAAGCAAAUGUAGAAUUACAAAAUGAAAAUAAGAACUUGCAUUUAUUAGUCACUGGUCUACAUGAAAAGCAUCACCAAAUGAAUCUUAAGUUUGCUGAAGUGAAUGAUAAAUUGGCUGCACAAGAAAUAGCAAAUGCUGAAUUAAGGAACCAUAUAGAAGAUUUAGAAUAUGAUUUAUCCAAAACUAAACAACGAGAAGAAAAACUUGAUAUGCAUUUAUCUGAAUGUCUUACUAAAUUGAAAGCUUAUAAUUUAACUGAUAGUGAAGGCAAACCACCUGUCAAUACAGUCACUCAAGCUAAGAUGGAAGAUUUACAGAAAGAACUAGAAGCACAAAAAGAGCUAGCUAAUAACCGUUUGAUGGAGCUGGAAACUUUGAAUACUCAACAUAAAGAAUCCUUAAAAUUAGUUGAAAAACUUAAAAUGGACCUCCAAUGCCUUCCUGAAAGUGUCGUAGUUGAAACAACAGAAUAUAAAUGUUUACAAUCUCAAUUUUCUGUAUUGUAUAAUGAAAGCAUGCAACUGAAAACAAUGUUAGAAGAAACUCGCAAUUUAAUGGCUACAAGCAAAAAUACACAUCUACGUCAAAUUGAGCAAAUGGAGAGUGAAGAGCUAGCUCUGCAAAAGAAGCUGAGAACAGAAGUCAUACAGCUAGAAGAUGCUUUAGCUCAAGUUAGAAAGGAAUAUGAAAUGUUACGGGUUGAGUUUGAACAAAAUUUAGCUGCAAAUGAGCAAACUGGUCCUAUAAAUCGUGAAAUGAGACAUCUUAUAACUAGUCUACAAAAUCAUAACCAUCAACUGAAAGGGGAAGUACAAAGAUACAAAAGAAAAUUAAAAGAAAUGACUGCAGAAUUAGCUAAAUUACAGCCUCUUGCAAAUAUGCAUGAAACUCUUGCAAACAUUAAAGAGGAGCCAUCAAAUAACUCCUCAGGAUCUUCCAAUUCUAUUCCUAUGAAUGCAACAGUAAAAGAGGAAGUAGUUGUUAAAAAAGAAAAAGAUGACGAUCAUUUUAGAGAUGAAGAAACUGAUAUGAGAGAAAAAGGAAAGUCUGAUGCUGAAAUUAUACGGGAGCUUAAAGCACAAUUAAAAAAAUCUCAAGAAGCACAAAAGGAACUUAAGCUUCUUUUGGAUAUGUACAAAGGAGCACCAAAAGAGCAAAGAGAUAAAGCUCAGUUAAUGGCUGCUGAAAAAAAGGCAAGAGCUGAGGUAGAAGAAUUGCGAAACCAAAUUAAGAAGAAUUUAGAUAAUGAACGAAAAGAACGAAGAAAAUUAGCAGAUGAAGAAGCUUUGAAAAAGAUAAAAGCUUUAGAAGAUCAACUUCAGUCCUUGCAGAAGCAGUUAGCUUCUCAAAAGCAGGAAGAAGAAGCUCUUUUAAAUGAAAUGGACAUUACUGGGCAAGCCUUUGAAGACAUGCAAGAACAAAAUCUUCGUCUUAUUCAGCAAUUACGUGAAAAAGAUGAUGCUAAUUUUAAACUUAUGUCAGAGAGGAUCAAGUCUAACCAAAUUCACAAGUUGUUACGUGAGGAAAAGAGUAUGCUAACAGAACAGGUUAUGACAUUCAAGAGUCAAGUUGAUGCACAAAACUUGGUUGUUCGAAAGCUAGAGGAGAAAGAAAGGUUAUUACAAACUAAUGUUGCUACUGUUGAGAAAGAGCUAAGUUUAAGGCAACAGUCAUCUGAAAUGCAGAAACGAAAGUCCAUCGAAAGUGCCCAGUCAUCGGCUGAUUUAAGAUUGCAUUUAGAAAAGUACUUAUCGCAUCUCAAGGAAGUUCAGAAUACUGUUGCUGAAAAAACAAGUGCUUUACAACAAGAGGCAUUCAAGACCAAGAGACUACAGGAAGAUAUCAUCAGCUUAAGGAGGGAAGUUGAAAGAGGAAAGAAGUUUGAGCUUGCUUCUACAGCUGAUGAGGUUUUGAUGGAGGAAAUCAGAGAGUAUAAGGAGCAACUGACAUGUCCAUCAUGCAAAGUGAAGAGAAAAGAUGCUGUUUUGACAAAAUGUUUCCAUGUAUUUUGUUUUGAUUGUUUAAAAACUCGUUAUGAAACAAGACAAAGAAAAUGUCCGAAAUGUAAUGCUAAUUUUGGUGCUAAUGACUUCCAUCGUUUGUAUUUGGCAUAAAAUAUAUUGGGCACUGAAUUUCAUGUAGCAUUACUGCGUAAGCAAUUUUCUUUUCUUUUCAGUGUUUUCAAAGAGGCUGUAAUAUUUGUCAUCUGGUCUAGAUUUAAUUCCAUUUCAACUUGUUUUUUUUUAAAUGGAAUUGUUGAUCGAGGUUGAUUCUGUUUAAAGAAUUUUUCUCGAUAUUUUUGUGUUCUUAUUAUCCAUUGCAUUGUAUUUAUUUGUUGUUGUAUAUUUCAUGUCUCAUUGUUUUUUAUACAGACUGAACAACUUGCAUGUUGUUGAAAUCAUAUACAAAAAAAAAAAGAAAAGAGUUAUACACAUAUUUUCAGCCAUGCAUUCUUUAGGAAUUUGAAUGUGGAAAAGCUCUGAAGUUUUUUCCCAGACAAAAAUAUAUAUGUAUGUAUAUUCUAAUCAUCUACAAAACCCCCAAAUGUUCCAAUCAUAGAAAUUUUGAAAAUGGUUCUGUAUUUAUCAGUUUCAAAUAAAAAAAUAUAAUCAUUUUAAUUGUGACUUAUUUUAAUUAUUUUAAAUAAUCAUUUACAAGAUCUAACUUCAUAAAUGUAUGUAUUAUUUGAAACUUAGUUAUUUUUUUUUUUUCUUUGUUAUGACUGAGAAAUGUACUUGCAACAUAAUGUAUCCCACUAUAGUUUAUUUCAUUUAAUAUUAUUUGUGCACAGUAUUGAUUUUUUUUCUUCCGAUUGAAAAGUUUGAAUUUACUAAUGAAAACUUGCAAAUCAUCCUUUAAUUAGUCUUUAAUGCUUCCAUAAUUCUUUGAAUUUUUUUUUUUUUUAAUAAGCCAUCAAUAUCUAUAAUUUUAUUUCGUUUUACAAAGAUAUAUAAAAAAGCAAUAUUUAUUUCUUCAAAAGAAUGUUUUAAAUUUUUUAAUGUAUAAUGUAAAAAACGGGUAAUUGCUUUGCUAUUAUAAAGUUUAUAAGAAUAUUGCUCUGAUUUCUGAUCUUAUUUCGUACAUAAACUGCUGUUAUUCAGUAUUAUUUGCAGUUCGAAAUUCUUCCUUUCAAAAAUUUUAAUUGCUACAUUGUCAAUAGGAUGCU
Argiope bruennichi is the source of this 4001-nucleotide messenger RNA. RefSeq names its product E3 ubiquitin-protein ligase BRE1B-like (gene Bre1). The record is from RefSeq and is a predicted model, not a curated record. The transcript has 20 exons. Gene Ontology annotation, cellular component: HULC complex; nucleus. Gene Ontology annotation, molecular function: metal ion binding; ubiquitin protein ligase activity. NCBI's taxonomy places the organism in Eukaryota, Metazoa, Arthropoda, Arachnida, Araneae, Araneidae. The coding region runs from base 271 to 2949 and encodes 892 amino acids.